This is a messenger RNA of Filobasidium floriforme, 1179 nucleotides long. RefSeq lists its product as uncharacterized. The transcript has 4 exons. NCBI's taxonomy places the organism in Eukaryota, Fungi, Basidiomycota, Tremellomycetes, Filobasidiales, Filobasidiaceae. The record is from RefSeq and is a predicted model, not a curated record. Bases 190 to 1005 code for a protein of 271 amino acids.
GUCGAGACUGCACUAACCACACGCUUGCGAGAACUACACACGGGCGACAAAUCCGCUGCCACAGGCCUUCCGAGUAUUAAAGUAGGACGAUGCUGAGGGAUUGUCCUCUCUUGCACGCCGAAGCCCCUGUUUUUCCAACCGUCUCCAUCAACUGAAACAGACACGCGCGCGCGCGCGACAACAACAACCAUGAUCUGGACUCGAUUCCUUUCGAUUACUCUAUUCGCUCUGACCACGGCUCGCGCUCAAGACCAGCAAUGUCCACCUGGGAACGAACUUCGAGGGGAUGAAUGUCAACCCUGUUACCCAGGCGGAUUCUCUGCGGGCGGAUCCGAUCCUUGCCAAGUCUGUCCUGGUGGCAGCAUCUCGGCAGACUUUGGGGCGUCGUCUUGUACCCAAUGCCCGGCGAACACGUAUGCCAAUUACGAUGGGGCAUCGUGCAGCGAUUGUCCUGAGUAUACGACUUCUGAUCCGGGGACCGCGGGUCCUCAACAAUGCCGGGCCACCAAUUGUCCUCCCGGAGCGGUCGGGGUCGGAAGUCAAUGCUUUGGCUGUGAUGCGGGGACGUACGCUUCGGGAACGUACCCGGGGGUUUGUCUGUUCUGCGAGCCUGGUCAGCAGGCCAACGAGGCGAGAACCGGAUGCGAAACGUGUCAAGCGGGAACAUACUCUGAGAUUGGCGCCUUUUGCGUCGCUUGUGAAGCUGGUUACACCAGCGAAGACGGCGCGAGUGAAUGCAUGCUCGCCCCAUCUGGAUCGUUUAGUCGUCGGGAUCAGACGUUGAUGAGGGUCGGCGCCUGUACCCGUUCUCAAACGGCGUGCAUGGUCGGACAGGAGAAAUGGGAGUGCAUCGACACUCUGACCGACCUGCAGUCCUGUGGAGGAUGCUGGACAGACGGUUCGGGCGUCGACUGUACCCUGCUCGAUCACCCCGAUAUGAGCGACGGUAUGCAGAUCGCCUGUGUCGAUGGACGAUGUCAAGAAGAGCUGAUCUUGACGACAUAGCCUUAAUGAGAGAGAACCGUAAUAUCGCGCCAUGAACAAUUUCAUAGAUGAAUUCCUGUUGACAGAGUAUAGUCGUCCUGUGUACAAACGUUUGCGACCUUCCGAUUCGAUUCCCCUAUGCUAUCAUCGCUCGACGAUCGGCAUUCCUUGCGCACGUCGCAGAGCUUCUCCUUU